Molecule: messenger RNA, 551 nt
Organism: Hordeum vulgare subsp. vulgare (domesticated barley)
Lineage: Eukaryota; Viridiplantae; Streptophyta; Magnoliopsida; Poales; Poaceae
Exons: 2
Coding region: 88-393 (101 amino acids)
Source: RefSeq, a predicted model, not a curated record
GUGAGCAUUGUGUGUUUUGCAUAGUUUGGAGCUCGCAGAGAGCUGUGUUGUCCCCCAAAUACCCUAGCGGCGGCGGCGGCGGCGGCGAUGGAUGAGCUGGGUGGAGGCGGCGGGAAGAGGAGCAAGGCGUGGCCUUGGUGGCUUGGAGCGAGCGCAGCGCAGAUCACCGGCGCGCUGGUUUGGUUCCGGCGAGGCAAGGGCGGCAGCGACAUGACGAUGCCGUUCAGGGCGUUCGCCGUCGCUUCUCUCUUCGUCGGCGCCGGCGCCACGGCCGUCACCGCCGGAGUGUCCGCGGCGGGCGUCGGAUCGGUGGAGGAGAUGAAGGGCUUGGGCGCGAGGAUCCGGAAGUGGAGCAGAGUUCCUCCUCGCCGCCGGGUGGAGGGAGGCGAGUAGCAGCAGUUCCAUUGAUUUGAUCCAGGAAACUGCUGGUGCGGCUAAGAGCUUUCCAUGCGAUCUUGAUUGCUUCGCGUAAUCACAUCUGGGAGAUGCAAUGCAAUAAUCACAUCUGUACUGCUCUGUAACUUUGUAAUGGAAACUUUUGUUACUCGGAA